This is a messenger RNA of Anisakis simplex (herring worm), 1002 nucleotides long. Lineage: Eukaryota; Metazoa; Nematoda; Chromadorea; Rhabditida; Anisakidae. The record is from the annotation of a GenBank genome assembly.
AUGCCUUUGCCUCUGUUUGGCAAAUCACACAAGUCACCACCGGAUAUUGUAAAGAAUCUGAAGGAGUCGUUGAUUGUAAUCGAGAAGGGUGAUAAGAAAAGUGAUAAGGCAGCUGAAGAAGUGAACAGGUGGUUACAAGCUGUCAAAGGAAUCAUCUAUGGACAAGAGGGCCAAGAACCGCAUACCGAACAGGUUGCACAAUUAGCACAAGAAACGUAUAACGCGAAUGUAUUACCGAUGCUGAUCAAAAACCUAUCGAAAUUGGAUUUCGAAGCGAAGAAAGAUGUCGCACUGAUAUUCAACAAUUUGUUACGGAGACAAAUCGGAACGCGAUCACCAACCGUCGAAUAUCUAUGUGCUAGACCUGAUAUGCUCAUCACACUUGUUCAUGGUUACGAAGCAGCUGAUAUAGCGGUGACUUGUGGAAGUAUGCUGAGGGAGUGUAUUCGGCACGAACAUCUCGCGAAAAUCAUCUUACAACAUGCCAUAUUCUAUAAUUUCUUUCAAUAUGUUGAGGUGUCAACAUUUGAUAUUGCAUCAGAUGCGUUCUCAACUUUCAAGGAAUUAAUAACAAAACAUAAAGCGCUUUGCGCUGAAUUUCUCGAGACGAAUUAUGAUAAGUUCUUCGAGUGUUAUCAGAAUUUGUUGAAUUCCGAGAAUUAUGUUACGAGGAGGCAAUCACUCAAGUUAUUGGGUGAAUUAUUGCUGGAUCGUCAUAAUUUUGCUGUGAUGACACGUUAUAUCAGUAAUCCAGAUAACCUCAAACUCAUGAUGAAUAUGCUCAAAGAGAAGAGUCGCAGUAUACAGUUCGAAGCUUUUCAUGUUUUCAAGGUAUUCGUUGCGAAUCCAAACAAACCCAAAGCGAUCGCAGAAAUUUUGCUAAGGAACAGAGAAAAAUUGGUUGAAUUUUUGACAAAUUUCCAUACGGAUCGUACAGAAGAUGAACAAUUCAACGAUGAGAAGGCUUAUUUGAUUAAGCAGAUUCAGGAUAUGAAAGCCUAA